GAAAUGGAAGACUUUGUCCAGAGCUCUGGAGAAAAUGGUGUUGUUGUGGUUUCUCUAGGGUCAAUGGUUCCUAACAUAACGGAAGACAGGGCCAACGUGAUUGCAUCAGCCCUUGCCCAGAUUCCACAAAAGGUUCUAUGGAGAUUUGAAGGUAAGAAACCACGCACCUUAGGACCCAAUACUCGGCUGUACAAGUGGAUCCCUCAGAAUGACCUUCUUGGUCAUCCAAAUACCAAAGCUUUUAUAACUCACGGUGGAGCCAAUGGCAUUUAUGAAGCAAUCUCCCAUGGGAUCCCUAUGGUGGGCAUUCCUUUGUUUGGGGAACAAGCUGAUAAUGUGGCUCACAUGAAGGCCAAGGGAGCAGCUGUUAGAAUGGACUUCAGAAUAAUGUCAACUACAGAUUUGCUCAAUGCAUUGAAGACAGUCAUUAAUGACCCUUCAUAUAAAGAGAAUGUUAUGAAAUUAUCAAGGAUUCAUCAUGAUCAGCCCAUGAGACCUCUAGAUCGAGCAGUCUUCUGGGUUGAGUUUGUCAUGCGUCACAAAGGCGCCAAACACCUGAGGGUUGCAGCCCACAACCUCAACUGGAUCCAGUACCACUCUUUGGAUGUUAUUGGGUUCCUGCUGGCCUGUGUGACAACUGCAAUAUUCCUCAUAACAAAAUGCUGUCUGUUUUUUUACCGGAAAUUUGCUAAAACAGGAAAGAAGAACAAAAGGGAGUAGUUGUAUCUAGGCCUGAAGCUGGGAUAUAGGAUGGGUGGAACUACUCCAGUUGAUUCCAGCAAGAGAUUAUGAUGCAAGAUUUCCUUCCUCCUGUGGCCAAAUUUUUACAAUUUACCAUCAUCAAAUCAAAAUUUGCUUUAUAGAGAUUUAAUACCCACUUAAGAGUUAGAAAUAUUUCCUGUCAA
This is a messenger RNA of Galeopterus variegatus (Sunda flying lemur), 905 nucleotides long. RefSeq names its product UDP-glucuronosyltransferase 2B10-like. The record is from RefSeq and is a predicted model, not a curated record. The coding region runs from base 4 to 720 and encodes 238 amino acids. The transcript is spliced from 4 exons. Gene Ontology annotation, molecular function: UDP-glycosyltransferase activity. Lineage: Eukaryota; Metazoa; Chordata; Mammalia; Dermoptera; Cynocephalidae.